Messenger RNA from Salvia splendens (bonfire salvia), 678 nucleotides. Its product is annotated as dof zinc finger protein DOF1.5. Bases 80 to 565 code for a protein of 161 amino acids. Gene Ontology annotation, molecular function: DNA binding; DNA-binding transcription factor activity. The record is from RefSeq and is a predicted model, not a curated record. Gene Ontology annotation, biological process: regulation of DNA-templated transcription. The transcript has a single exon. Lineage: Eukaryota; Viridiplantae; Streptophyta; Magnoliopsida; Lamiales; Lamiaceae.
UAUUCACACAAUUUUCUUCACAACCAAAAUACCAAAUAGACUCUUUUUUCUCCAUUUCUCUCUCACUAAAAUCACAUACAUGCCUCAGCUCCAAGAAAACAACACCCCAUCAGGGAUCAAACUAUUCGGAGCCACAAUCUCCCCUAGAGAAAAACCACACCCGAAAACCGGCCCCGAACCCGAGAAACCCGACCCGGCACAGGAAAAGCGCGCGGACAAGGUCAUCCCGUGCCCGCGGUGCAAGAGCACGGCGACCAAAUUCUGCUACUUCAACAACUACAACGUCAACCAGCCGCGCCACUUCUGCAAGGGCUGCCAGCGCUACUGGACCGCCGGCGGCACCCUCCGCAAUGUGCCCGUCGGCGCCGGCCGCCGCAAGGCCAAGCCUCCCUGCCUGCAGCCCGACUUCUCUCAUGGCGAUUGCAUGUUCGACCCCGGCUCCGGCGGGCCCCACCACCUUGAUUUCGACGCCAUCGACGAGUGGCGUGAGGCGGAGCACGGGGGAUUCCGGCGUCUUUUCGCCGGGAAGAGGCGGAGAUGCGCCACCAAUAGUCAAAGCUGUUGAUCGCAUCUCUUUUUUUUAGUAUGAAAUAAUUAAUUAAAUAAAUUAGUGAAAAAAAUUAUUUUAUGAAUAUUGCCAGUGGCCUAAGCUUCUUUAAUUAAUUACCGUAUUAAACA